This is a messenger RNA of Rubroshorea leprosula, 4920 nucleotides long. The record is from the annotation of a GenBank genome assembly. Lineage: Eukaryota; Viridiplantae; Streptophyta; Magnoliopsida; Malvales; Dipterocarpaceae.
AGUACUCACUGUUCUCUGUAUCAACAACCAGCUGUUAUGGCAGAAAAUCUGCAGUUUUCAGAUGGUUUACAAAUAGGAGUUGAUGUUUUGAAUGAAGAUUUUGAUACAGAAGUUUUGUCUCAGUGCCCAUCUGAUAACGUUGGAUGUGUUCCCAAUGAUGAAUCUGAGCUGGAACCUUCUGUUACUUCUCCUAAAGAUUGCUUAGGUGCAACAAUCUCGGCCAUUAAUCCUGACCCAGCACUAUCACUGGCAAGAAUCCAGAGAUCAAAGUCAAGGCAAAGGGCGCUAGAGCUUCGCAAUAGUGCAAAAGCAGCUAAAAGCAGUUCAAUUUCUAAGAAGAGUGUUGAUGCUUGCAAUAGUCAAGUCACGGGGUCCAAGAUUACAUAUUUGCAGUUUGGGAUGGAUGAGGUGGUGUUGGACAAAGCUGUUGAUAGAGACAUCAGAAAUUGUGCAGUUGAUAAGGAAAACAUUGAUCCAUGCCAAAGCAGUGAGAGGUGUGAAAAUGUUUACUCAGGUAGAAUUACAAGAUCUAGAAGUUCUGCCCAAUUACCAAAGUCUGUAAAUGGUCCUUCAAGUGCAGGCAACUCUUAUAUUGCAAAGAAUGAUGGUGAUACACCUACAGAGUUGUUAGCCAAAUCAAAACAAGAGGCUGUUGAUGGAUUCUUGAGACUGGGAAAAUCUUCUGCCAUCUCUGAUGACAGUUGUGGAAUGAGGAAUGCAAAAGCAGGAAAUAAUGAGAGCAAUGAAAAGGCAAGCAAUGCUGAUCGGAGAAGAUUAACAAGAUCUAAAAGUUCUAGCCAGCAGCAUGAAUGUGUGAAGGAAUUCCAAAAAUUGGGCAGGUGCUAUGACAAGAAUGAGGAAGAUGGUAUUCACAAAUCAAAGCAGCAACCAGACUGUAUUAAUGAGAUAAUGAAGAUGGUCAAGUCUUUUGAUAAUGCUGAUGAAAGCUGUAGGAUAAAAGCAAAAAUGGUGGACUGCCAGAUGCAGGAGAAUAUUGUGAAUAAAUCUAAUGGUAUAAAUGCAAUUUCAGGAAACCAUUGUGCUAGAUCUUUCAACUCCUUAACUUCUGUAGAUAAUGAAGUCACAGAGUGGAGACCUGUUGCUCCCAACAAGUCUCCCCUUGCAAAGUCGUUAAACAGGUCUCAAGAGGUUGCCCGUCAGAUUGUUUCAUGUCCUAAAGUAAAUCCUUUGCCCUGUACUGUUGGCAUUGACAGCAUUGACUCAGAUAAAUGUUAUGCAAUUGUUGCUGACACUGAUGUAGAUUAUGGUGAGCUAGAUGAAGCUCAUUCUGGUAAUUCAUCAUCCAAGUCAAGCAGUGCCAACAAUCUUUCACUGGUUAAAUCAUCCAAUGGGUUUGAAGUAGAUGGAUUGGAAGUUACAGUGUCAAGUCCACAGUCUGCAUCUCCUAUGAUUGUGAAGCCCAAGCAACUUGAUUUUGAUGAUAUGGAAGAACGCAGGUUGAAUCAAGAUUCUAGUUUUUCAUGGAAGGAGGAAGAAGAAAUCAAAUCAUCAGAGAGGAAGUCAUGUAUGCUGCUGUGUUCUGCAGAUAGAUCAGUUGAAGUAACCUUCUUUGAUGACCGGCAAAAUUCCUACUUUCCUCAUCAUGUGCAGUUGCUGAUCAAAGGAGAGGGUCUUACCAAAGAAGGAAAAUUGAAACGUGUAUUUGAAGCUGAAAAGGAGGAGACGUGUAGAUCAGGCAGGACUUCAAAUUCUAAAGUUGUGUCCUCAAUGAAAGAUAGCUCUGGGGUUUAUAUAGACAGGGACACUGGUGCUUGGCAAGAAAGCAAUAAAAUCUCCGAACAGAAUUUUUCUCUGAUAUAUAAUUCACCCACCAAUCAAGUUGCUUAUGAAAAUUUUCCUGGGAACCUACUAAAGGAUGCAUUAGGAUCUAAGUUAUCCAACUUAGAUGCUAAUGGAGAGAUAGAUUCUCCCCAGCAAAGGGUCUCAGGGCAGCUUGAUGUAGAAAAACCAGCAGAGUUAGUUCCAGGAACAGAUGAUUUCGAUACAAAUAUCUUUGGUGAUCAUGAAAUAUCAGUGGAUGCUAAUUUUGCAGGAGUUAGUGGUCCUGCUCUAUUAAAGAAUGCAGAUGAAACUCCUACAGCUUCUGUAAAUGGACGUCUUUGCUGUAUUUCAAUUUAUGAAACUAAGGGUGAUAGUAGUGAAAAACAGAAAAUAAAAUCAGGUACCUGUCAUAUUCAGCAUGCAGACUCCUACUCAAUGGGGAGAUGUGGAGGUGAUGAAAACGAUAUAUCUAUGGUUCCUGUAGAAUCAAAUUCAACUGGAAAUCAGACUCCAAAGAAAUCCAUCCAGCCAGGGAGAAGUUCUAGCUCCCACAUGGAGGGUUCAUCAUUCCAUAAGCGGAGAAAGAUUGAGAGCCAACUGACAAGCCCACUGUCUGCUUCAUUAAGCUUGAAGGAUCUAGGUAUGGAAUCAAAUGAUAAAGAUCAGAAUGCAGUGCGUGGAUCUAUCUCUUCCUCUAAGUUGCAAGUCGAUAAGGGUGAAUUUAGCUUGGAAGAGAAGGAAACCAUGACAGAAACUCACUUAGGUUUUGUUGACGAAGGAUUGCUUUCAGUUUUAUGUUCAUGCAAGGAGGCUCCUGCAGAUUCUCAAGCUUAUUGCUUGGAGGAAACAGGGGUGGCAGAUCGAAGCAGCAUUACCUCUGGUUCAAGCAUGCAACUUGAAAUACAAGAGAAUCAAAUUUUAUUAGAAGCUGAAGACAAACUUGGGCAAAAAGACACAGAACACUUGAUUUGUGAUGAAGGAAGCCUGCUAGAAAGUUUGUCUCAUCUGAGAGAAACUGAUACAUUUCCAAAUUAUUCUAUUGAUUUUCAACAUAGACAACAUAUAGAGUUGCUUAGUGCUGAUCAGACCAAGCCUAAAUUUGAGGGGUUCAUCAUGCAAACAGAUAAUGAACAAACAUUGAAUGCUGGAGAAGGAAUUAGCAUUGACAAAUUAGAGCCUCCAAAAACUUCAGUAGAACAUGUCAGCCUUUUGGAGCAACUUUGCAGGUCUGCUUGCUUCCGAACCCCAUUUUCACCUUUUCCAACCGCAUGUAAAAUGCAGAAAUCACCAAGUGUGCAUCAGUCUGUUCCAAAUGGACUUCUGGAGUGCAUGGGCGUGGGGAACAUCCUUCCUAUCAAUUCUGAUACCAGCCAGCCUAAGGUUAGCCUGAGUUCCUUUGGAGAGGAAGUCAGCCAUGCCUUACAUGGGAAGUCGUUCCCUAUUUCUAGAUCUCAGCAAAUCUGGGAUAGCAAGCAGCCUUACACAUCUCCAGUAGGCAAGCUGUGGGAUAGAAUCACAUCAUACUCUGGCAAUUCAGGGAAGAGAGGAAGCACAAUUCCAGAUCUUCCCUGCAUUACUGAAGAAAAUGAAAAUAUAGAUGAAGUGGCUGGUGCAUUUGAAGAAGGGAAUGGUUCUGAAGCUGUGACUUGCCCUGUAAAGAGAAAGCCACUUGCCGAGAUUAAAGAAGAUCCAAAUGUGGCUCUGCUAAUUUCUGAAGCUGAGUUAUUUAGUUCUAGAAACAGUCUGGAAUCUGCGAGCAAUGAUUACAGUGUCAAUUGCACUAAGAACAGUGUCAAGCAGAAGGCUGCAAUCGGUAAGACAAGUAAGAGAAGAGAUACCAAUACGUUGAAUGAGAAUCAUAGUAUGCUGGGAGGGGAAAAUGGUACCAAGAGGGCAAGUGAAUCAGUUUGCAACAGAUUCAAUAAGUUGAAACUAUCUGGAAAAGAGAGUCUGAGAAAAGGUGGUCCUAGUUUCUUAGAGAAGGAGUCCAAGAUUAACAAUAUAGUUAUUAAUACAUCUUCCUUCGUAACCGUUCUUCAGCAAAAACAGGCAGCCGCCAUUGUUAAAGGGAAGAGGGAUGUUAAAGUGAAGGCCCUGGAGGCUGCUGAAGCAGUGAAGCGUCUUGCAGAGAAGAAAGAGAAUGAAAGAAAGAUGAAGAAGGAAGCCUUAAAACUUGAGCGAGCAAGACUGGAGCAAGAAAAUUUGAGGCAAUUGGAUCUUCAGAGGAAAAAGAAAGAAGAAGAACGAAAGAAAAAAGAAGCCGAGAUGGCUGCAAGGAAAAGACAGAGGGAAGAAGAAGAAAAGUUGGAGAAAGAGAGAAAAAGGAAACGCAUUGAGGAAACAAGAAAGCUGCGGCGUGAAGCUGAGAAGUUACGUGUGAAGAAGGAUGAAAAAGAAAAGUUCCAAGAACAGGAUGAGAGAGUAAAUGAGAUGAAGAUACCUAAUGGUCAGACUGUGAAGAAUGAUAAAAUGGAAAAGGAAGCAAGAGAAGAAUGUAUUGGAAAAAAAUCAGCGAUCAAAUACAGGACAACUGAGGUGUCAAUGAAUGAUUCUGGAAAGAUAAGCUCAGUUCUCGAUGAUUAUAAUUCUAAGGUAAUUAGGGAAGUAGAGAAAGGAAAAGGAAACAAUAACCUAAUUGCCAAUACAAUACAAGAAGAGUCAUAUGAUAUUUCUCCAUACAAAGGUUCAGAUGAUGAAGAUGAAGAAGAUGUCCCAAACAGAAAGUUUAUCCCUUCGUGGGCCAGUAAAAGUUAUCUCGCUUCAAUCGUAGCAUCCCAGAAAAAUGUAGACGCAGAAGUGGUCUUCCCCCCAGACAGCUUUUGCAGCAUGGAUGAAGUUCUCUUGCCUAGAAAGCAUCAGUUAAGAAGAGGGCCUGUGAAUUAAAACUGAAUGGCACAGUUUUAGAUCCCUCAUUGCAAUCUUCAGCCAGCCCACGUGAGAGCUUCUGUAUGAUUAAGAAGAUAGCUAAGAGCUCUCUGGCAAAGUAGGUGAUUCUUUUUGACACUAUGUAGCUGAAUAUUAAAGAACUAUAGUGAUGAUGUAUAUAUAUAUAUCCUUAUUGUACCAACAGUAAUUCAAACUGUUUGCAAACUAUUUCGAGUCAAGAAAUUCCAUUGCCAAUGAACGGUGAGUGCUUUU